AACUCUCUCUUUCAUCUUCUGUAUCUCUCUUUCUCUCAUUCUCGAUCUCCAUUGUCGUAAGGAGAUCAAGAAAAGCUAUGAGUCUAAAUUGUCUAUCAUGUCAAGCUCUUUCACGUACGGAUUCCAACAAGCAGUUUGAUCUCUCUGGUCCCGGACCACCACCGGUUGAAAGUAACCAUGUCUUAGGUAAAACAUAUGGUGCUGAUCAGGUUGGUGGGAGAAAUUGGUCAGGUAAUUUGAAUGCUAGAAUCUCUGAGAAAAUUGGAAGAUCAGGAUCAUCUUUAGCGCAGAGAAUGAAGAAGGUGAAAAAGACUCCUCACAUUAGGCUAAGUGGUCCAGUUGGUUCAAGCUCUGGCAAUGGACUGCUUCGAACCGAACAACCAAAGCUUGUGAGAAGUAGUGGAAUGAGAAGGAAUUGGAGUUUUGAGAAUUUGAGAGAUCAAGGGUUGAUAGAAGAGAAGAGCAAGGUUAACAUAUGAUCAUCAAUGAUUUAUUAUGAUUCUGAGAUUUUAUGGAAGACAAAUGAAACUGGUUACAUAUAGUUUCAAUCCAUAUUCAUGAUUGUAUAAGUCAUGAUAGAAUAUAUGAGAUGUAAAAUAGUAUGUUUUGAUGAAACUUAUGGGGUUUUUUUUGUUAUUUUUGUUCACUUUCAAUAUUAUAUUAUGCUGUUGUAAACUUGUGCUAUAAUUUCGAGUGAAAAUAUUGUUUUCCA
Molecule: messenger RNA, 712 nt
Organism: Raphanus sativus (radish)
Lineage: Eukaryota; Viridiplantae; Streptophyta; Magnoliopsida; Brassicales; Brassicaceae
Exons: 1
Coding region: 78-479 (133 amino acids)
Source: RefSeq, a predicted model, not a curated record